Messenger RNA from Meloidogyne enterolobii, 912 nucleotides. NCBI's taxonomy places the organism in Eukaryota, Metazoa, Nematoda, Chromadorea, Rhabditida, Meloidogynidae. The record is from the annotation of a GenBank genome assembly.
AUGUACUAUAAUCUUCUUGUUGAAGAAAAACUUGAUAUUUUAAAAUGCCUAAAUUUUAAACAAUUAAUAUCCUUUCAACAAACAAAUAUCCAUUUUAAAGCUUUGAUUGAUCGAUAUAUUGGAAUAUUGGCAAAACAAAAAUUCAGCCAUAUAUCUUUAAUUAAUCUCAACGAAUGUUCAAAAUUGUGUAAAAGAAUUGAGUUAGGUUCUAGUGAAAUUAAAUUGGAUGAGGAAAUUUUGGAAAAAUGGCAAUCUAUAGAAGACAGGCAAAUCCCUUUGUAUUUGUGUACUGAAAGGUUGAAACAUUGCAAACAGAAUAUAGUUAUUCGUUUAAUGGGAGAAGGUAGGGAAAAUCUUAAAAAAAUUCUUUAUGUUUUUUCAGAUUCUUUUUCAUUUUUACUUCUAAAACUGCCUUUAUACCCCAAAAAUAUUAAAGAAAUGAAAAUUUGUCGGUUUUGGUUAGAAAAAUUAUUUUUAUGUUUUUUUGAAAAUGCUGAAUUUAAUUGUGUUAUAUUUAAUCCAAAAUUAAUUGAAUUAUUAUUUAAAGAAGAAAAAAAUUUAAAUAAUCUCCUAAAUAUCAACAAAGCUCUAAUUUGUUAUUCCAAUCCAAAUUACGAAAAUGAGGCUUUAAAUUUUAUUUUAAAUAAUUUGACAAUUAAUGAAUUUUUAAAAAUUGAAUUUGACGGAACAGACAAUUUUACUCAAUAUAAAAAAAUUAUUUUAAAUUUAAUUUUAAAUGAAAGAAGGAAAUUUAAUCGGAUUUUGAUUAAUGGAUUUAAAACAACACAGAAAAAAUUAUUUUUUGGGACUUCUUUUUUGGAGCCAAUGUUUUCUGGGGCUCCUCAAAAUUCUUCUAUUGAUUCGGAAAUUUUUGAUUUAAUAAUUAGGGUAAGUAAAUUAAUUGAGAAAUAA